This is a messenger RNA of Sabethes cyaneus, 6954 nucleotides long. RefSeq lists its product as uncharacterized. The transcript has 3 exons. Bases 300 to 1706 code for a protein of 468 amino acids. Lineage: Eukaryota; Metazoa; Arthropoda; Insecta; Diptera; Culicidae. The record is from RefSeq and is a predicted model, not a curated record.
CUAAAGGAGAUAUCACGCACAUAAUAAGCAACAGUGGUCGAAUCUGCGACGGAAAAAUUGUCCAUCAUCAAAAUUCGCUGUCCGCGGAACCAAAAUCGGUUGGAUUCGGUAAUAACUGGCACUGGGAGAAUAAAAAGCAAUCUUGACAGCAUCGGAUUAUGAAGUGUUGAAAAAUCGUGGAAGCAAAUUUGCAGUCUCGCGAAAGCCUUAGCGAAAAAAAAACUGGAGCUCAGUUCUGUGAGAAUCAAAAAGCUAGUUCCGAUCCAUAGUAGCAACAGCAAGGAGCGCAGCGAUUUUGAAUGAUGGCACUCAAUAUUGCAGUUCCGCUGACAACCAUCGGGGAUCUGAUGGAAGGCUUCGGACUACUGUCGCCAAUAUCACCCCUCAGCGUCGACUGCCGGGCUGUAUCAACGACCGGAAGCCGUGUCAAAAAACAGCUUGUUUCACCUGUUGGCAGCGAUUCAAGUGGCAUCAGCUCCCUGGAUUCUGAGGAGAUUAAGAAACCAACAUCGCCACCAACGACUCCAACGGAGGAAGUGGAGAGGCCAUUGACCAGCUCCUCGCCUAUUUCACUGUCUGGGGAAGGUAAGUCCAAAGCUCCGGAAACUGAAGAUGGAAGUCCUAGCCAAUCGUCGUCGUCGUCGUCGUCUUCGUCGUCAUCAUCAUCCUCGUCGACGUCACCAUCGUCAUCAUCAACAUCGAUGCGAUCAUCGUUGUCGUCAGAAGAUAGCAUCUCCGAUGAAACUGGCUCCGGUAAUGAUGAUGUCGCCGAACCGUCAGUACCGGAAUGUGAACCGAAAAUUGUGCUUAGCGGUCGCGAUGUUCUCGAUCUAAUCGACAAUUUGACCGCACCCGGUCAUUUUAGGCUGCAGUUUGCCCAGUUACCGGAAAACGAUAACAUUCACUUUUUUCUGGACAAUCGCUCACAAUAUCACCGUCUUGGAGCGAAUGGACACAUUCAAGAGUACACGAUGGCCAAGUGUAGCUGCUGUGAUUUUCACUAUCCAAUCAAUGGGACAUCCCUGACAAGUGGAAUUUCCACUAUCGGUACAACUACGAUGGCAAACCAAUCGACGAACUUGACCUCUGUAGCUUUUCAACAAACUCAGCAACAGCAGCAGCAGCAGCAGCUUCGACUGCCAUGGUACAACUUUGCAAAUAGCUUGAACGGUAUGGCCAACAAUAGGGACAAGAUGAGUGCGAAUGUCACCACCAAUGCAUUUAAUAAAGCUUUUACUGGUAACGGCGGUAACAGCAAUAAUGGAGGCAAUCAGUAUUUACGCUCCGGCUAUGCCGCGAAUCUUUUUGGAAGAGAUUCCAACCGUAACAACGGCGGCAACAGUUUUCUGAAUAGCACCAGCACGUACAAUAAUCAAAAAUCAUAUCAACAGCAGAGCUUCGGUUUCCCAAACAAUAAUGGAAGUAAAUUCAAUAAUCCGUGCGGUCAACUGCAACAGCCGCAGCAAUAUAACUCCAAGAAUCACUCUUUGCGCUAUGGCACUGGAGGAAAUAAUAGUAUGGGAGGAAGCAAUCACUCCAAUAACUCCAUCUCAAGCGGAUACAAUUCUUCUGCUGCCGUUGCAGCUGCAGCUGCUUUGGCUAAUCAAAAUCUACUGAACUUCAGCGGCUUCAACAAUUCCAACAAUAGCUACAACAAUAAAAGCAACAACAAUAACAUGUUUGCUUAUUAUAAAUCAAUUAUGUAAGAGGAGCAAAUCCGCUAUCGUUGUUACGAAGCACCGAAAACAGUCAUCGGUGUCGGAUGUGUGUCGUGUACUAAUUUGAAUGUCCACUCUGAGUUGAGGAAAAUUCUACAUUUCUUCUGCUAUAAACGAUUUCCUUCAGUGCGAUAGCCUAACGACGAAUCCUUCCAGUUGAUAUUUAGUUGCAAAAAUUCAGCGUAAAUCGUGACCAGCCAUUGCGGUGGACCAAAAUAUACCAAACAUCGAGCACGAAGAAACGAGCAGCACAGCGUUAGAAGGCGAGAAAGGUGGUUUCUGGUAAAAACAACAUAAUUACAUUUUUAUACGUCGAGAUAUUUAACUGCGAGUCAACUAAAAAAAAUCGUUGUAAUUAUUAUACAUACCCACACAUACGCGCAACCAAGCAUAUAUAUUUUUAGAGUAAUUGACUUUGUGUAAGAAAUUAAUGUUGAAUUUUAGUUAUUUAUUAUUAUCGAAUGUAUUUUCUAGCAAAACCCAAACCAUGCAAGGAGCUCCUAGUUUUUAUAUAGGUAUAUCAGUGCUUUUCGUUAUGUUAUACGUGUUAGGAGAAUCCCUCGUUGAAAGAUUAAAUCAGAGGGAAAUUUUGUUCCGCUUAUCCUAUCGAGAAAUAUGGUUUUAUAAAAUUUACUACUACCCAGAGAAAAAGAUCUCACAGUCAAAAUCUACUGAACUAAGAUCAAAUCAAAAGUAAAUAACAGUUGAAGUCAAAAUGCUUAGUUGAAAACUGACGGCACAGCCUGAAAUAUAAAGCAAAUUUUUUGAGGAAACUGUUUUCCCCCUGAAAUCUUUUUUUAUAAAAGCAUUAUUCACAAUGUGUGUUUUAGAAUAAGGAAAAGGCUAAAACUUUAAAUGAAAUGGUUUUUAUUAAGAGGAUCAUCACGCUAAACAGAACAAGAGAAAGGAAGAUGAGUUUUACGUUAGAAUUAAAGCCUUCCCGUUUGACCGUCGACGAUUGAGAGCAUGAAAAAGUCAAAUUGGCUAAUCACAAAGAAUCGUACCUAGUAUUAAUAGUUUUGUCGAUCAUUUUCCAUUAAUAUUGUACACAUUUGAAAAUAUUGAGCUAAAAACACAUUAGAAAAGCUCUACUUUGAAGCAGGAAUGAGAUUUCAGCUUACUUGCCAACUUCAGGGAUUCUGACCAACAAAGGAGAAACAGCAGUUUUACAUCUAUCACAAAAUACUAAUCUAACAAGCAGUUUAAUGACAAUGCCAAAAUCUAGUACUUUUAAAGACAAACAUGUUUUCCUUGAUAUUUAGUCUGAAAAUUUAAUUAAGCAAGAUACAAAAAAAAACGAAGAAUUAGCAAAUUUAAUACUCACUUAAAUCAUAGCACCAUCAUGGCUGGCCUGAGCUGAGCUACGCGAUAUCAACAAAAAGCAGAUCACCAGAAGACUCGCACCGCGGGCUAAAAAUUCCUCUUCCGUAAACCUACUCUUUAUCCACUAGUUUUUACUACCCCAAAUACGAAUAGUUGUUGUGAGAGCAGACAGAUGUAGGAUAAACUAAUCUAAUUAGGCGAUAGAAAUUACAAAUUUCAAUGCUACGUAGGAAAUAUGUUCCCAAGGAAAUUGAAAUUGCUGAAAAUAACAACAGCGUGAAAUUUUAACAGACUUGAGCGUUUCAAAAACAAGCAAUGCUGUAAUUUUUUUAUUCUAACAACAUAAAACGGCCACAAACAUUAUUGUCAUCAAAGUUGCUAGUGAGUAGUGAUACUUCUUAUUUUAUUUUAUUCUAUCGAAAAAGUGAUUUUCAUUUGUUUAAAAAAUAUAUUUAAUUAUUAUGAUAUCUGCAUCCGGUUAUUAUUCAAAUCGACGAACACGCACGCACGCGCACUUAUCACACCGGGAAAAGUCAGUCCUGGAGAGUAUGCGAGUUGAGGUAACAAACGAAUAACUAAUUAUUAAACGUGCAAACAAGUGCUCAAAAUUGACUACGAAAUACGAAAGAUAAAACCGUUCGAGCCUGUGUGGGGUUUCGCUUUCCAAAUAUGAACUAGCACACUUAAGUGCGUCUUAUAAACCAGCGACAAUGCUCUAUGUUCCGCUGCUAUCCGUAGACAUUCUAUUGACGGAACAGUUUUAUUGUCUAGUAAUUUCUGAUAACAUCGUUACUCAUUUUUGUUUGCAUUUGGCACUAGUAGAAAGGACAAUAGGAUGUGUAAAAAUUUGCAUUUGCGAUUUCUUUUUUCUAAUUUGGCACUUUAACGUUAAAAAUCAUUGCCAGGAAUUUUUAGUAUUUCACAGAUAGCAAAUCGCUGAAAAAACCUUCAAUAGUUGAAUAGUUGGCUGUUUUCGUAAUACUCGAGGGCAUUCUUAAAACACGAUGCUCAAUUCGACAAACCUCCUCACCCUUAGUAGCACUUUUGAUUAUUUUUUCCAUUGUUAAUUCCUUUUUGUCGCUUUUAUUAUGCGUUUCCUCAGUGCUUUAAAAUUUGAUUGUUUGAUGAUCGCAACAGUUAUCUUAUUUAUGUAGUAUUAAAAGAAAGCUAUCCAGCAAAAAGCAAAACUAUUGUAUGACGAUUAAUUUUUCAGUUUUUUUUUUUAGUUUUUUUUUGUUGCUUACUGUGAUGGUCAUUGAUUAAAAUGUUAAAAUGUGUAUUGUUUUUUUGUUUGUUCUCUUAUAAAAAAAUGGCUAACCAUAGUACAUUACCAUUACUAUAUUGUUUGUGACCGGCAUUCUGUCACCACUACAAAGAAGCGCAGUUGCGAUUGUCGAUAUAUUACUUAUUAUUACCUAGUUUCAGAUACGUGUAUCUUAACAUUCUAGUUUUUCGUAGUUCAUAAAAGGUUUUUAAUUAAUCACUAGCAUUAAGUACGUUUUGAUAAAGAACGAGAAAAUAUCUGCAUAAAUAGUUAAAUAACGUUACGAAGAAUUCCUAUUCGAUACUCGAAUUGCCGAUUAAAACAUGCGAAAACAAGCCUAUUUUAACGCUUAACAUAAAUCGUUAAUUGUGUAUAACUUCUGAACUGCUUGAUGCGAUAUUAGGGAAAGGAUUGGGUUGAGCAUUUUAUGUUUCCUGUUGUCUCUAUCGACGGUAAAAAUUAAUCGUCAUACCAUAAGUUCACCAGCACACUAAAGACGUUAAUCUAAUCACUAUGAGCGUAGUAAGAGCAUCGAGUCAAACUAUUCGCAAAAGCAGCAAGUCAGUGUAGAAGCAGAAAUUUAUUUAUACUUAAGUUAUUUUUGUCCAGUGUUUUGUUUUUCUUUUCACUAUUUUUUUUCUCCAAAUUUCGAUAUUGUUUCACAUGUUCUCACUAAAUAUCAUAAUACGAAACGAAGAAAAGAUCCUUCCUGAUAGUCAUUAUUGCCUUAUGAAAGCAUGUUGUAUAUAUGUGUGUUAUCUUCUUUACCGUAUAAGCAUAGUAUAGGAGCACAUAUGUUGGUAUGUAUGUGUGUACGUUUGUAUGUUCUACAACCAGAUAAGACGGGAGGAAGAGGUAAAAUAACAUAGAGAGGCAAAAUUGGAGUUGGAUAGCUGGAAUGAAAACGAUGGAAUUUCGACAAUAAAGUAUAAAAAGUUUUUUUCGUUGUUCUGUACUCUUCCAAUAGCAUAAUAUGUUUAUUUUUUAAAUUUCAAAGCAAAAAUGUUAUGUACUUAACCAUCCACAUUUAAAAACAUUAGAAACCAGAAACAUCCAGACCUAACUAAAAGGUGGAGGCAAAAAUGAAAACAUAACAAGUGAUCUCAAAGAACUCUGUUUAUUGGGUAAACGGUGCUCGAUCGUAGGCAUCGAUACAAAUAUGAACAACAAUGUUUGUAAAAUAAUAGAAUAGUUCAUAGGAUUUUGUAUUAAGUGUACUGUCAAAAUGUCGUGGAAAAUGCCUUUUCUUGGAAAAUUAUUGAAUUUAUUAGGAGCGGUAAGAAUCUAUUAAAGUGGAGUGCACCAGCGAAGCUGUAUGUUUACUAGCAGUAGGAAAUAAAAGAUAGGUGUUUUCUCUUUUCAUCUGGUAACUACUUUUUUUAUACUGUCGAUAGUAAAAUUUUACUUAGGUUUUGUUUAAUUGAGGCACUGCUUCUUUUGUUUGUUGUUAUAAAUUUCGACUAUAAAUGAAUGCCUUAACAAUAAUCUUGUAUUUUCGUUUGAACAACUUUUUGGCUGCUUUUCUGGUUAAAAAGAUUUACCUUUUAUAGUACAAAAUAGUGCCUUAUCGAAUGAAUAAAAUGUGUUUGCUCUUAAGAUUAAAUUAUUCUGUUAUCGGCAGUAUAAAAAUUUCCUUCUUUGCGCUCAACAACAAUCAUUUGCUCUGAAUUUGAAUUAGCAAGCAGAAGAAUUUUUUCUCCUAUCAAAAUUCAGUUUAUCAACUAAAAUUUUAAAUCUCAACGUUUAAAUACCGAUUUGUCAUCGCGUUAUUUUGCCUUUUCCACCCCUCUUGGUCUAACGUAUUCUUAUAGUCUUGUGCAAGCAACAGAAUUUAUCGCAAGAUGGUAGCAAUAUUAAUAUUUAUAACUCACUGAACAUCAAAGACAGCUAGAAUGCAUCAACGUAAGGCAUCAAAAUCAAUACCACCAUAACUGGGAAACGAACAACAUUAUCUCGUAGUAUCUUAUAUGUAACGUUUUCCCUCGUGCUUAAGCCAAUAUGUUCUGAUGUUUAGAUAUGUUAUAUACAUAGCAGACUGCUACACUUUCGACAGCUAGACCCUCACGUAGGACUACGUAACAUACCACAAAACGACACAGAAGAAAUAAAUUCAAUCAUCUUGAAAUCAACUCAAAAAUAAGGAAAAAUCAUUUUACGUUCAGCAAAGUUCAAAUCGUAUAAUAUCUUUAUUAAUGAAAUACCUUUCUUUUAGUGCAGUAUACAGAGUUUUUAUUAUAUAUUAGAUUUUUACACUCUACAUAUUAGGCAAAAAAUGAUGAUAAGGCAAACGAGGAUGACGUUUUUGUACGGUAGAAUACGACUAGUUAAUUUCAAUUUUUACUGCAAACAUAAUAAAAAUGGCAAACGUUGUAUAAAUUGUGUGUUAGGCUGAAAGAAAGAGAAUGUGAAAAAAAAUCAAGUGAUUAGCGCCUCUGACUCCAUUUUGCUGCUUCAAACUGACAUACCAAUUGUUAAUAACAAAGAAAAAAAAUGCAAUUAAGAAAUACUAAAAAACGAAACAUUAUGCAAACAAGAAGAAGAAGAAGAAACACACUAUAUUCUUAUUGAUUGAGACUGUAUAUUCCAUUGUGAUAAAACAUAAUUAAUAAAUAAAAAAGAAAAUUAAAGUACGUUGAAAUAGUGAAUGAA